This is a messenger RNA of Acanthosepion pharaonis, 1305 nucleotides long. The record is from the annotation of a GenBank genome assembly. NCBI's taxonomy places the organism in Eukaryota, Metazoa, Mollusca, Cephalopoda, Sepiida, Sepiidae.
AUGUAUUUUAAAUAUCUUUAUUUUUCAGUCUAUUUUACUCUCGUUUAUCCUCUCCCCACUCGUCUAUCCUCUCCCCACUCGUCUAUCCUCUCCCUUCUCGUCUAUCCUCUCCCUUCUCAUCUAUCCUCUCCCCAUUCGUCUAUCCUCUCCCCAUUCGUCUAUCCUCUCCCCACUCGUCUAUCCUCUCCCUUCUUGUCUAUCCUCUCCCCACUCGUCUAUCCUCUCCCUUCUCAUCUAUCCUCCCCCAUUCGUCUAUCCUCUCCCCACUCGUCUAUCCUCACCCCACUCGUCUAUCCUCUCCCCACUCGUCUAUCCUCUCCCUUCUCGUCUAUCCUCUCCCCAUUCGUCUAUCCUCUCCCCACUCGUCUAUCCUCUCCACACUCGUCUAUCCUCUCCCCACUCAUCUAUCCUCUCCCUUCUCGUCUAUCCUCUCCCAACUCGUCUAUCCUCUCCCCACUCGUCUAUCCUCUCCCUUCUUGUCUAUCCUCUCCCCACUGUCUAUCCUCCCCUUCUCAUCUAUCCUCUCCCAUUCGUCUAUCCUCCUCUCCCCACUCGUCUAUCCUCCACACACACGUCUAUCCUCUCCCCCACUCAUCUAUCCUCUCCCUUCUCGUCUAUCCUCUCCUCGUCUAUCCUCUCCCCACUCGUCUAUCCUCUCCUUUGUCGUCUAUCCUCUCCCCACUCGUCUAUCCUCUCCCUUCUCGUCUAUCCUCUCCCCACUCGUCUAUCCUCUCCCCUCUCGUCUAUCCUCUCCCCACUCGUCUAUCCUCUCCCCAUCUCGUCUAUCCUCUCCCUUCUCGUCUAUCCUCUCCCCACUCGUCUAUCCUCUCACUUGUCGUCUAUCCUCUCCCCACUCGUCUAUCCUCUCCACACUCGUCUAUCCAUCCCCACUCGUCCCUCUCCCCUUCUAUCCUCUCCCAUUCGUCUAUCCUCUCGUCUAUCCUCUCCCCGUCUAUCCUCUCCCACUCGUCUAUCCUCUCCCUUCUCGUCUAUCCUCUCCCUUCUCGUCUAUCCUCCUCCCCCUUCUCGUCUAUCCUCUCCCCACUCGUCCAUCCUCUCCCUCUCGUCUAUCCUCUCCUCCUCGUCUAUCCUCUCCCCACUCGUCUAUCCUCUCCCUUCUCGUCCAUCCUCUCCCCACUCGUCUAUCCUCUCCCCACUCGUCUAUCCUCUCCCAUCUCGUCUAUCCUCUCCCUUCUCGUCUAUCCUCUCCCCACUCGUCUAUCCUCUCCCCACUCGUCUAUCCUCUCCCCACUCGUUUACUCUGUCUCUUUCCUUUUUCUACCUGCUAAAACCUCCUUUCAUUAA